UUUAGUUUACUUAUCCCUUCCAUCCCAAGGCUCAACCUUUAGACUAACAACUGUUUAACCAAAAAAGAAUACAUUCUUAUAAUAAGCCGUCACCUAGGAAGCAGGUUCAGUGACUGAGCUUGUCCUCUCUGGGCGAUUAGAGUUUCGGCCCUCGUUGAUCACUCAUCAUGAUCUACGAUACAGGAGCCUCUAUCAAUAACGAGACCUCAACUGAGACACAGACUGGAAGCCACAGCAUCACCGACGCUGACGUGGUUGAGGCGCUACAGAAGGGCAUCCGCGAAGCUACCAGGGAGGAGCUGAUCAAUCACGGAGAGGCGUCGCUGUAUUAUGACUCUCUGACCAUGUCGCCCUUGAACGCAAUGUCCGCUGUGAGUUGAGUUGAGUUGUUCACCUGUGCUCUGCUUGUCAUCCGCAUAUCUCACAUCUUGCUGCUUUUCAAUGCGUCUCUUGAGCGACUCUUCACAUAUAUACUGCCGAUUGCUGACCAACAUCAUAUCUCGCAAGGCCGCUAUUGCUCGUUUCCGUGCAUACAAGCCCCCUCCAUUCCCACUAUGGGAUCGUCUACCCGUUCGGAGGCGGGCAGCAGUCUUAGUACUACUGUAUGCUGACCGUCGCGGCGAUUUACGUGUGGUUAUCACCAUGCGCGCUGCAAGUCUGAGGAACUUUUCUGGCCAUGCUGCCUUUCCCGGGGGCAAGGCAGAUGAUCUUGAAGAGACACCAUUCCAAAUCGCCCGCCGAGAAGCUUGGGAAGAAAUUGGACUUCCCAUGGAUGAUAGCAAACUUCCAAAACCCUUCCGCGUCGAGCAUCUUUGCUAUCUACCCCCUUCCUUAGCUCGGACACACCUCGUCGUGAGACCAUGUGUUGCAUUUCUCCAUGCGGACCAGCGCACAGCAGGAGAACCGGCACCGACUGUUGAGGAAACUAUGAUUCCUAGACUUGAUGCUCGCGAAGUCGCUGCCGUCUUCAGUGCGCCCUUUUACAAUUUCCUCCAUGCGCAGGAUCUCCCUCCCGCCCCGGGUGAGACGCUGCCUGAAGGACAAUGGUACGAUGGCUUCUGGAAUCACUGGAAAGAUCACCCCUGGCGGGUGCACAACUUUUACGUCCCAGUCAACAACCAAAGCAUCUCGAAGCCGCGGCGGGAUAGCGAGCAAAGCCGUUUGGUUGACAAGCUAGAAAAAGAAGAGGAACCAGAUGGGAGAUUCAAGGUCUGGGGAAUGACGGCGCGCAUAUUGGUGGACGCAGCGAGAAUUGCAUAUGCACAGGAGCCUGGAUUUGAGCAUAAUGACAGUUUUGGCGAUGAGGAGAUCAUUGCCCAUGCGGAUAGCUUGGGGGACCUGGGGGACAAACUUCCAGAGAAGCGGACUGAACCUGGCGAUGCGUCAAAGAUGUAGAGAUUCUGAAGGCAUGUGGAUAGAAAUAGAAACAAGAUCUAUGAACGUUAAGUCCGAUACUGCUAAGAGGCUUAGAGAGAGGCAAAGAGUACUGAACAUUGAUACUGGUGGAUUAUGAUGAAAAGUGUCAAGCUUUAGG
Molecule: messenger RNA, 1534 nt
Organism: Fusarium odoratissimum NRRL 54006
Lineage: Eukaryota; Fungi; Ascomycota; Sordariomycetes; Hypocreales; Nectriaceae
Exons: 2
Coding region: 442-1395 (317 amino acids)
Biological process (GO): coenzyme A catabolic process
Molecular function (GO): coenzyme A diphosphatase activity; acetyl-CoA hydrolase activity
Source: RefSeq, a predicted model, not a curated record